Messenger RNA from Cuscuta campestris, 928 nucleotides. Lineage: Eukaryota; Viridiplantae; Streptophyta; Magnoliopsida; Solanales; Convolvulaceae. The record is from the annotation of a GenBank genome assembly.
GUUGAAUGGAUGGGACUUGGUGCUGAUCACACUACUUGGGAGUACUUAACAGAGCUCUAACAUCGUUUCCCAUCUUUUAAGACAUGAGGACAAGUCUGUGCUAAGGGAGGGGUAUUGAUACAAGAAGAGGCAUACAGAUGCUGAGCUGGGAAGCAUUAAAAUUAGAAGUGCCAAAUGAAGAAAGCGGUGAUGAAGAUUGCGUUCCGCUUCACUCCCAGCACCUCGUACGGACUCCGGGAACUUGUAAUCUCCACCGACGGCGGCGGCGGCGAGGCGAUUGCGUCCGAAAUUACGGACGGCAUCCGUCGCUGCGCUCCGGGGAACGGCAUCACCCGUUCUGAUCUGGUCCCGAAUUCGACCCUGGGGAAAACGGAUUCUGAGAGGCUUAGCAUUCGGAGAAUUUAGGAAUUGAACGAUGAGAAGAUAGGGAUAUUAAGGAGUUGAUCGAAUUGAAAUACUGCAACGAAAUGUGGGAAUGAAGCCAAACUGGGCUUUUCUAGGGGCGCCGGAGCUUUACCAGGGAGGGGUUCAGCUGUUGGAUAUAUAAAUUCAAGCUGCUUUGCAUAAAAGAUAACUUCUAACGUGACAACUCAAGAGAAGUCAUUAUUCAAAAUUUUAAAAGAUAAUUGAAAAAUAAAAUUAGUUAACAACAUAGUCUUCCAUUUCAACUUCAUUAUCACCAAAACUUUCUUCAUUCUCCUCAUUAGCAUCAUUUUGUGGUAUAUCGGCCCACAUAGCUUCAGCAAUGCCAUGUCUCCAAGCGUUAGCUUCUGUUCUUUGUUGUUGAGUUUGAGAAAGUAUUUCAGAAUUUUCUUCCUCCAUGUCAAGAUAUGAUGAAGAAGAUGACUCAAGUUCUACUUCAGGAGGAAAUUCAUCAGAACGACACUCUUUACGAAGAAAGUUAUGUAAUCCUUUUUCAUCUAUUUUC